CAAACGAGUAUGGAAGUGCGAACUGUGAAUGCAAAAUCAAAAUUCAAAAGUGCACACAAACAUCGAAAUAGUACAAAAUAAAAUAAAAUAGCAAUGGAAUAUUUAUUUAUAUUUUUAAAGUUUGUUUAUGAUUUUGAUAAAUAUUUCUUUCUAACAAGUUUGCAGUUUUCAUUUGUGUUAUGAAUGAAAACAAAGUACAAAGAUUAUCUGUUUAUUAAUAUUGGCGGGCUCUUGAUAAAAAGACUCAAACUAUAAAAGAAUGUAAACAUUUCUUUAUAAGUUUUCUUCGACAAUAUGAGUGUUCUUAAUAAAAAGGUGAAGCAGAAAUGUUGUGUACCAGAGUGUAAAUCGAAAAUCACUGCAAAUACUAUUUUUCAUAAGUUUCCUAAUGAUGACAGUAGGAAGAAAGAUUGGAUACGCGCUUGCAACAUAACCAAUAAUGUCACUUCUGACAUGCUGAUAUGUGGAUCUCAUUUCACUAAGGACGAUUAUCAAGCAGUUGCCGAUUUGGGGUUACGUCAUUUAAAGCUUUCAGCUGUACCUAACAAAAAUUUAUUAAUCAAUUUUGAUGAGAACAUAAUGAUUGAAUCAAAUAAACAAACAAAUCCAAGCCUAAAUCAAAGUCUAAAUAGGAGAAAAUGUAGCCUGUCUCAGUGUAAUGUACCACCAAAUGAGAAGACAUCUUACCAUUUCUUUCCAAAAAAAGAACAUAUUAGACAACAGUGGGUACAAGCAUGUGGAGUUAGAGUGAGUGUACAACCCUAUGCUUGUAUUUGCAGUGCUCAUUUUGAAAGAACAGAUUUUAUAACAGGACCAAAUUCAAAACAACAAAUUUUGAAACUUGAUGCAGUUCCAAAAUUGAAUUUACCUAAACACUCUAUAGUAAAAUCACAACCACAAAAACCAAAAACUAUCAAUGAAAGCAAGCUUGAUGAUAAAAUAACAACCAUUAUAUAUGUUCCUGAAAAUUGCAGCCAUGGAAUUAUAAAUACAAGUGGAAUUGAUCUUAGCAAUUCAAAAAUUGUGAUUAGUAAAUCAGAUGAUUUGCAUUUAUUCAACGAGAAUGUUUUUUGUGAAGUACAGGAUAGUAUAAGUGUUAAGAGUAUUGAUGACACUGCAACACAAAACGAAAGAAGUUUGGAAGAAGAAGUUACUAUACUUGAAGAAACUGUAAUCAAACCAUCACUAAGUAAAAAACUAAAACAAGGAUAUAAUCGAAAUACAAAAAAUGUCCAAAAGAAAUUUAUCAUUAGUAAAGAAGAUAAUAUAUAUAAAAUUGUAAAUCCAGGAAAUAGUAAUAAUAAUGUUUUAAAUCAAACAAAUAAUGUGGAGUUGAAAAAGAAAGUUAAGACUAGUUCAAUAAAAAAAUCUGUUAUCAGACCAGGUGUUUCUGCAGUAACGUUAUGUACUGAUUGUGGCCAGUAUUGUAAAAUUGAAGAUGAAGAUUUAUUGUACAAAAGCUAUAAAAACUUGGAAACAUUAGCUGCUGAAUUAUUAUUAGAAUUACAAAAAACUACUCUGUCACAUGAAGAUGAAUAUAUUUUGUUAACAAAGAAAGGAAUAGAUAUAUGUAACAAGGCUAUUGAGAAGCAAACUAUUAAUUUAAUGGAAAUGUUGACUAAUGAUUAUGAACUGAUGGCUUUUACUGGAAUCAAUUUCAAAUUGUUAAAUAAACUAACAGAAUUAGUAUCUGAAGUUGAAGCUAACAGUUCAAGAAAAUAUAAUAUACCUGCCAAAAAUAGAAUAGUAAUUUGUUUAUGUAAACUCAGAAUAAACUUGAGUUUUGCCUGUUUGGGUAUGUUAUUUGGAAUGAGUCAACAAUUAUGUGCAAGUAGUUUUUUUGCAAUGUUAAGAACUUUGUCCCAUCUCUUGGAAAAGACCAUUUAUUGGCCUAAAACUGAAGAACUAAUAAAAAAUUUACCUGAAUGUUUUCAAUCAUUCAAACAAACAAGAGUAAUAUUAAAUUGUAGUGAAACACAAGUUGAAAAGCAAAGGUGUUUUAACUGUCAACAAAAGUUAAUGGAAGAUAGUGUAAAAGAUGAAGCAAUUAAAUUAGUGCUUGGUAUUGCACCUUCUGGAUUGAUAAUUUUUAAAAGCAACAUUUUUUAUAGUCAAUCAUCCAGUGUAUCUGUAUUUACACAAACAAAUAUAAUGGACAAAUUUGAUCCACUUCGAGAGGCUAUCAUGGCUGAUAAAACUCUCAAUAUUGAAGCUGAAUGUGCUGAGCAUAAUAUUACACUUAUUAAAUUACCAAAACUUGGAAAAAAGAAACAAUUUAGUAAACAAGAGGUUGAGUUAAUAAAAAAUAUUUCAACGGCUCGCAUUCACGUUGAUAGAACGUUGCAUAGGUUCAAGAUGUACAAAAUUAUGCAAACCAAAGUUCACUGGAGGAUAUUACCCUACUUAGAUGAAGUUUGUACUGUCAUAGCAGGUAUUGUUAAUCUGAAAAAUCCUAUACCUCCCAAUGAAAUAGACAUUAAGUCAGUUGGACCUAUUCACAUAUGAUCUGUAACAUUUAUACAUUUUUGUGAAAGAAAAUGUCAUAGAAACGAAAUUAAGAAGAGAAUUCGUCUUAUAUAUGUACAUUUAUAAAUAUUAAUUGACAACGCGACGUAAAUGACUCGGAUAUUUGAUAAAUAAGAAACUAAU
Molecule: messenger RNA, 2649 nt
Organism: Phymastichus coffea
Lineage: Eukaryota; Metazoa; Arthropoda; Insecta; Hymenoptera; Eulophidae
Exons: 5
Coding region: 295-2505 (736 amino acids)
Source: RefSeq, a predicted model, not a curated record